Messenger RNA from Macadamia integrifolia, 1868 nucleotides. RefSeq names its product AP2/ERF and B3 domain-containing transcription factor At1g50680-like. The record is from RefSeq and is a predicted model, not a curated record. Lineage: Eukaryota; Viridiplantae; Streptophyta; Magnoliopsida; Proteales; Proteaceae. The transcript has a single exon. The coding region runs from base 377 to 1474 and encodes 365 amino acids. Gene Ontology annotation, molecular function: DNA binding; DNA-binding transcription factor activity. Gene Ontology annotation, biological process: regulation of DNA-templated transcription.
AAAAAAAUAACCGAGCGAGGAAUACUGAAGCUGGUGGGUUUUUCAGUUUCAGCCUUUCAGGAUAUCUACGAGGGCUUUGAUGAGUUUUAGGUAUAUUCGAGUCCAUGACUUUUCUAUAACUAAACUGACCUUUCUAUCUAUUUUAAGACAUUGCGGGCUCAUGUCUGAGGAAAUUCGUCAAGAUCCACCUAAUUUACUCUCACUUUCCAAAACCUCCUCAUUUCAAAUAUAGACCUUCCAUCUUUUCAUGCUUACAAAUAUCUCUCUUUCUUUUUUCUGUUUGAUUGUUCAGAUUGUUCAGAUUCAUCUCUGAAGUUAGUAAAUGAUCCAAGUUUAAUAUUUUCUUGCUUAUUUGUUUCUAUUAGGAAUAAUCCUAAUGGAAGGACAGAUGGUAAGAAUGAUUUCAGAGGCUAGAAUGAAUGCGGGUUUAGAAGGUCAUUCACAAGCGAACAGCAGCAGCAACAAUCAAUGUCAUCAGGCGCCAAAUAAUAAGCGACUGAGAAACGAAGGUAUGAGUUCCUCUUCCAUGAGAUUCAAAGGAGUUGUGUUGCAGCAAAAUGGGCAUUGGGGGGCACAAAUAUAUGCCAACCAGCAGAGGAUCUGGCUUGGGACAUUCAAGUCAGAGAAAGAAGCUGCAAUGGCAUAUGACAGUGCAGCCAUCAAACUCCGAAGUGGGGAUUCCCAUAGAAAUUUUCCCUGGACCAGCCACACCGUUCAAGAACCAAAAUUUCAAAAAAACCAUACCACAGAAUCUGUCUUGAACAUGAUCAAGGAUGGAUCCUACCAGUUUAAAUUUACAGAUUUCUUGAGAAGUAGAUCUUUGGAAAUGGGGAAUGACACUGGCCUCAACAUGGUUAGUAGGGGAGGAAGACCUGUACAAGGGGGAGGAAUCAUGUGUCACCAACUCUUUCAGAAGGAGUUGACACCCAGCGAUGUGGGCAAGCUAAAUAGGCUCGUCAUCCCAAAGAAAUAUGCUGUUAAAUACUUCCCACAGGUCUCUGAAGUAAGCUCUGAGGAUGAAGAGGAAGGAAGUGGUGUUGAUGAUGUUCAGUUAGUAUUUCUUGAUAGGUGGAUGAAGUCAUGGAAGUUCAGAUACUGCUAUUGGAAGAGUAGCCAGAGCUUUGUGUUUACCCGGGGUUGGAAUCGGUUUGUUAAGGAAAAGGAAUUGAAGGCAAAGGAUGUCAUUACCUUCUACAGAUGUGAACGCAGAGAAGAAAGCAAAGAGGAAAAGUCGUUUUGUAUGAUUGAUGUAAAUUACAAUCAGGAAGACAACAACGUCGGAUCGUUUGAUGGAUUUAAGGGGCCUGUUGGUAGGGAGAUGGAGCUACAACUUGGUUUAGGACUUUACAAAUAUGAUCAGGAAAAGAGAUGGGAGGAAGAGAAGCUGGUAAUGGAAGUUCCACCACCACCACCACCAUCACCGUCACGACCGGAUGGAAAGGGAGUUAGACUAUUUGGUGUACGUAUUCAUUGAGCGGUAUUUUCGGGAAUUUUGUCUAUAACAUACAAUUUUAGGGUUUAGAGCCAACCCAGCUCAGUUGUGAGAACGCUUUUUUUUUCUAUUUUUUAGGAUAAAAAGUUGUGAGAAUGUAAUCUACACAGUGAUCCUCUAUUUUGCGUUUGAGAGUAAGACAAUGUGAAAACUGAACAUCUAUGAGAAUGAGAAAACUAUACAUAAUUAAACAGGUAAAAAAAAAAAAAAAAUGAGACCAUGUGUAUUAAUGUAUGUAUACAACAAGUCUUCGAAUGUCUUGAGCUCAUGAGUUCAAAUUGUGGUUCUUUCCUAAUAGUUAGCUCAUCAAUCCCAUAAUCCCUGUUUCUCCCCUAAAAGGUUCUUUGCUUUGGGUAUGGGAGAGGGGGGAAUAUUU